AUGGCAGCCAUCAUGCUGACGUCGAUGUUAAAUCUCCGUAGCUGUCUCGUCUUUGUCUGUCUGUCUCUGUCCAUAUUGGUUGCUGGAAGAACACUAGCUCUUUCCAUUCCCGGCACUUCAGAAGCGUCCAGCCCAAAGCCGCCAAUAUGGCCGGAUCAGUUCACGUCAAAGUUCACAGUCCGCAUAGAAGAGUAUGGAGACAAGUUCAGUAAACCUGGCGUCAUCUAUUACGACUGGAACAUUAAGACUCUACGCAGUGAUUUCAUACACUGGUGUCUGCCUCUCUUUGACAAGCCCGAACAAUACAACAACUACACUUGUUCUUUCCUCAUAACGGGCGGGAAUACCUACUUUGUGAACCACACCUCGAGCACCUGGGAGGACCACGACUGUUGUCUGUUCGAAAAAGGGUUAGGACCCGUAACUCCGGACUGGGUCAAAAGCUGCCAGUACAACGGGACGGCCAUGCUCCGGGGGCAGAAAGUUGACGUGUGGUGGGUUCCUGGCACACUGGACCCAGAAAAGCCCUGUUUCGGGUACUGGGACAGAGUGGAUGAUCACACACCCGUACGGUUCUACGGCAUAGUCGCCAUUGGCCCUGCAAUGCUAGACUAUGACUCGUUCCAAGUCGGCCCACCAAGCGCUGAGAUGACCAAACCAGUGGGAGGAUGCAGUAAAGAGUGCCAUCCUACGGGCCAACGAUCGAGGCUAUUUGACAUGCCCUGGCCAUCGUGUCCGUGAUAGUUUUAGCACGCUUCAUUCUGAUAUACCACAAAGGUUUUCGCAAUUUUACUGUUCCCGGUCGUCAGCAGAAGAGUUAGGAAUAAUCUUAAUCUUUCUUCAUCGGUGUAGCUGGUAUAACCCCCCUUCGGCUUAACACACCAGCUUCGCAGGCGCGCGGCGCGGUGGCACCUGGAUAAAUUAACGACUUGUUAUACCUAAACCUUA
Molecule: messenger RNA, 948 nt
Organism: Branchiostoma belcheri (Belcher's lancelet)
Lineage: Eukaryota; Metazoa; Chordata; Leptocardii; Amphioxiformes; Branchiostomatidae
Exons: 5
Coding region: 1-741 (246 amino acids)
Source: RefSeq, a predicted model, not a curated record